This is a messenger RNA of Dama dama (fallow deer), 1787 nucleotides long. It is a transcript of the gene ADORA2B, whose product is annotated as adenosine A2b receptor. Gene Ontology annotation, cellular component: membrane. The record is from RefSeq and is a predicted model, not a curated record. Bases 50 to 1048 code for a protein of 332 amino acids. Gene Ontology annotation, molecular function: G protein-coupled adenosine receptor activity. Gene Ontology annotation, biological process: adenylate cyclase-activating G protein-coupled receptor signaling pathway; G protein-coupled adenosine receptor signaling pathway; vasodilation. The transcript is spliced from 2 exons. NCBI's taxonomy places the organism in Eukaryota, Metazoa, Chordata, Mammalia, Artiodactyla, Cervidae.
GGCGCUCCGGGAAGCCCGGUGGGGCGAGCCCGAGGCGGGCCGGGCGGCGAUGCCGCUGGAGGCGCAGGACGCGGUGUACGUGGCGCUGGAGCUGGCGCUGGCCGCUCUGUCGGUGGCCGGCAACGUGCUGGUGUGCGCGGCAGUAGGCACCUCGAGCGCACUGCAGACGCCCACCAACUACUUUUUGGUGUCGCUGGCCGCGGCCGACGUGGCCGUGGGGCUGUUCGCCAUCCCCUUCGCCAUCACCAUCAGCCUGGGCUUCUGCACCGACUUCCACAGCUGCCUCUUCCUCGCCUGCUUCGUGCUUGUGCUCACGCAGAGCUCCAUCUUCAGCCUCCUGGCCGUGGCCGUCGACAGAUACCUGGCCGUGCGCGUCCCGCUCAGGUAUAAGAGUCUGGUCACUGGGGCCCGAGCGAGAGGAGUUAUUGCUGCCCUCUGGGUCCUGGCGUUUGGCAUCGGCCUGACGCCGUUCCUGGGGUGGAACAGCAGAGAAAGAGCCAUCAACUGCACGGAGCCGGGGGACAGAGCCGAGAACGUGAGCUGCUGCCUCAUCAGGUGUCUCUUCGAAAACGUGGUGCCUAUGAGCUACAUGGUGUACUUCAACUUCUUCGGCUGUGUCCUGCCCCCGCUGCUCAUCAUGCUGGCCAUCUACGUCAAGAUCUUCCUGGUGGCCUGCAGGCAGCUGCAGCGCACAGAGCUCAUGGACCACUCGAGGACCGUCCUCCAGCGGGAGAUCCACGCGGCCAAGUCCCUGGCCAUGAUUGUUGGCAUUUUUGCCCUAUGCUGGCUGCCAGUCCAUGCCAUCAACUGCGCCUCGCUCUUCCAGCCAACCUGGGCCAUGGAGAAGCCCAAGUGGGCGAUGAACUUAGCCAUCCUCCUGUCGCAUGCCAACUCGGCUGUGAACCCCAUCGUCUACGCCUACCGGAACCGAGACUUCCGUUACACUUUUCACAAAAUCAUUUCCAGGUACGUCCUCUGCCGGACGGACAUCCUCAAGAGCAGGGAGGGGCAGGCAGGGUCUCAGCCCACUCUCCAGCUGGGCCUAUGACCCAGGCUCUGGCCUCUUCCAGGAGAGGGCUCAAUAACAAAGGGACGGGGCACGCUCGGCCAGUUCUCACUGGAAAGACAGCAACCCUCACAGGCCAGCCGGUUGCCUCUUCUGGGCGCUUCCCUGGAGGUCCCAUGUACCUCGUUAACAUGUGACUACUACUUCCUGAGGUUGACAAGUGUAUUUAUGGUUCUCUGGCUGCUUUGUGUGGAUGAUGCUGACGGUGUGAAUGGAUUGUAAAAGUAUGUUUUGCUUUUUUUUGUUUAAGAGUCUGCCUCUUUUAUGGUAGAAAAUGAUCAAAACUAUUUUACUGUGACAUACUGUGAACUAUUAUAAUACAAAUAUUUUUUUAACUCGGAGGCAAUGGGAAAGGUUGGACAUGUUAAAAAUAAUACUUGUUCUGAGGAAGGUGACCAGGAAAAGUAAAAGUAUGAAUCUUCAACCAAGAGACUGCUGUUUUAGGGAAAUGACAGGCUUGUAAGUUCUUAAGUAGAACAUCAUCACAGGCUCAACAACAUUCUUAUCCAUGUACAGCACCCCACCCCAGAAGAAGCUGUAGAAGCAGGGUCCUCCACUACCAGGCUCCGAUCCCCUUCCAGAGCUAGGUGGUGAUUUUUACGUCUCUCCCAAAUUCAAGUUUGGCCACGAUGCUGGACCCCAAAGUGAAAAUUUUACUAAGGCGGGUUAUGUAAUUGUGUUUCUGUAUGAGGUAAAAUAAAAAUAAAACUUAACAAAAGUU